ACGAGGGAAGCAUUUGCAACACAUGACAGCGACGGGGGUGCCGGAGGAGGAGCCACAGCCACGAGAACCAGCGGCCUCCCGAACCCUCUCCUGUCUUCCAAUUCUCAAUUCCCUUCCCCAGGCCCCACCGGCGCCGAUUGGUGGUGGAUUAUUCCCGCCGCGACCGAGAAGGAAAAAAAAAAGAGCCGAGAAAAUCGCAGCCACGAGAAGGGAAGGUGGGCGAAAAAGAGCGGGGAAAGUGGAAAAAUCCCGUCCGACGUGGCGAACUUGCCCAUGCUCUUUUUCUCCCGUCCCCUCCCUCGACGCCCCUCCAUCCUCUUGUCUUCUCCUUCUCCACCAGUGCAAACCGGGCGUCCGGGCCUACGUAAAACGUUCGCCUCCUUCGCUUCUCGCCUUCUCCUCCUCCUUCUCCUUCUCCUUGCGCGAGUUGAGAGCCCUGAGGUAUUGGAAGGUGGCGACCUCGGCGGCUGCUUGGGUCGGAUUGGUUUCGGGAAGUUUGGUAUUGACUCGAGCACCGGAGACAUUGGCCUGUUUGGAGCAAAUUCCGAUGGCAACCGGCGAUACCGCCGUGGAUCAACGCAAGGACCCUCUGGAUCCCCGCGACAUGGAUUCGUCAGGGGAGGAGCACGUGCCCAAGGCGCGGAAGCCGUACACGAUCACGAAGCAGCGGGAGAAGUGGACGGAGGACGAGCACCGGCGGUUCCUGGAGGCCCUGCAGCUGCACGGUCGCGCCUGGCGCCGCAUACAAGAGCACAUUGGCACCAAGACUGCCGUGCAAAUCCGGAGCCACGCGCAGAAGUUCUUCACCAAGGUGGUCCGAGAAUCGUCGUCAGGAAGUAACAACGCCUCCACGGGCGCCGCGCCGGCAAUCCAGAUCCCGCCGCCGCGCCCCAAGAGGAAGCCGGCGCACCCUUACCCGCGCAAAGUGGACGGCGGCGCGGCCAAGAAGCCCGCGCCGGAGCUCAAGCAGCUGGAGAAGCCGCCGCUGCCCCUGCGCGACCAGGACGAAGGCUCGCCGACGUCGGUGCUUACCUCGGCGCACAUGGUGUUACGAGCGGCGGAGGGGCUGGGCAGCGUGUUCGCGAACAGCUCGAGCACCGCCAGCAGGUCGGCGGCCCUGUCAGCUGCCGGUUCGGAUGAGCGUGGCAACGGCGGCGGCUCGCUGACCUCGUCGGUGGACGGGGACGGGGAGGACGCCUGCGCAUCACCGAGGACGAGAGCGCCAUAUACCAAGGUGCUCGGUGAUGCAAACGAAGUAGGAUCAGAAGCUCCAAUCUUGAAGCUGUUCGGAAAGAAAGUUGUGGUGGAAGAAGACCUGAAAACAGACUCUUCACCUGCGAGCGCUGUCCAGGCAACCAGAACCGGGAAUCCUAUUGCUGCCGCAGGAGCGAGCUCAUGGAAUCCGUGGCAGGGCAGCGUGCAGGUGCAGCAGCUCAUGUACUUGGUUCCCCAGCCCGACGGCUUCGCGGCGCAACCAGCCGUCGUGCCGUGGUUCGGCUACAACGGGGGCCUGCCGUGCGCGGUGUUCUACCCGCAGGCGGUGGCUUCAGCUCCUGAGCAGCAGCAGCAACAGCAGGCUUCGGAGCCUCUGGAUCACAGACGCGCGCAGAGGGAAGGGUCGCUGACAGGUUCGAACAUGGCGGCCUCCAGCGCCGCCGCAUCGGCGGCGCAGAACUCGGACACCGCGGAGUCGUCCCGCCAGGGUCCCGGCGGGCAUGAAAACACCAGCGACGGGUAUGCGGCGCUACGGCGGGCUGCCGCCGUCCCGCGGCUGACCAAGUGCGCCAGCUCGGCUUCCCUCAGCGGGAGAGGGUUCGUGCCGUACAAGCGGUGCGCGGCCGAGAGCGAGGCGCCGCGGCCGGUGGCGGCGCGCGGAGAGGAGGCCGACGGCGAGAUGACGAGGCUGUGCUUGUGACAAGAGCUGAAGCCUCGGUGGGACAACUCAAGAGACACAUUUUGGUUGGAUGUUUGCUAGAGUUUUGCUCCCGUUUGCUGAUAUGGCUGCACAUGCUCGGCAGAAGCAGGUAACCGGCUUUCCAGAAUGGAUGAGCAACGCUGGUUCUUUACUCCUCGGUAUAUACGUGUAUAGUAGGUAAAUCUGUACUCAUAUUCCGCUUUUGUUGACUGUGUGAUUGUGUAAUUUUGCUCCAGCUUGGGAGAUCCAAGGGCCAGUGGCCAACUGUACUAACCUGGAUCUCAAAGAGGGUUGUGUGUGUGUGUCAAUAGUCUGACCACAUGUAAAUUUUUAGGCUUGUACCAUCUGAACCACAUGUAACAGGCAGAUGCCGAAAUGGCGAAUGAACCAGUUUGGUGUUCUCGGGCC
This is a messenger RNA of Sorghum bicolor (sorghum), 2323 nucleotides long. RefSeq lists its product as uncharacterized. The record is from RefSeq and is a predicted model, not a curated record. The transcript is spliced from 6 exons. NCBI's taxonomy places the organism in Eukaryota, Viridiplantae, Streptophyta, Magnoliopsida, Poales, Poaceae. Gene Ontology annotation, molecular function: DNA binding. Bases 23 to 1915 code for a protein of 630 amino acids.